Messenger RNA from Coregonus clupeaformis (lake whitefish), 6361 nucleotides. RefSeq names its product transient receptor potential cation channel subfamily M member 6. Gene Ontology annotation, biological process: protein phosphorylation; monoatomic cation transmembrane transport; protein tetramerization. Gene Ontology annotation, molecular function: protein serine/threonine kinase activity; monoatomic cation channel activity; ATP binding. Lineage: Eukaryota; Metazoa; Chordata; Actinopteri; Salmoniformes; Salmonidae. The record is from RefSeq and is a predicted model, not a curated record. The coding region runs from base 1 to 5907 and encodes 1968 amino acids. Gene Ontology annotation, cellular component: apical plasma membrane. The transcript has 39 exons.
AUGAAUGCAGCUCCUACAAUGUCACGGAGGUCUUGGAUUGAAGACACCUUCUGCAAGAGAGCUUGUGGUAAAUUCAUCCCAGCAUGCCGAGACCUACACAGAUGUUUUCCAAUGUGUCAAGUAUGCCAAAACCUAAUAAGAUGCUGCUGUGGACGUCUGGUAGGGGAGCACACCUGGCUGGAGACUGGCCCCUCCAUGUCCAGCUGGCCUGGGCCUGGGGCAGGGCAGGAAGAGGAGUGGUCAGUGGAGUGCCACACACAAGCCAGUGCCACCGAUGCCUACGGAACCAUUGACUUCCAGGACAGUGCUGGACGUAACUGCCAUGCCAAGUACGUUCGUGUUGCGGUCGAUUCCAAGCCUGAGGCUCUGCUGCAGCUGAUGCGGAGUGAGUGGCAGAUGGAACGUCCUAAACUACUGUUGACGGUUCAUGGGGGGGCAGAGAACUUCCCCCUCCCCCUCAAGGUUAGACAGGCCUUCAGCAAAGGCCUGAUCACCGCAGCCCAGAGCACUGGAGCCUGGAUACUCACAGACGGCAUCAACACAGGUGUGUCCCGGUACGUAGGGGAGGCUGUGAAAACAUAUGGCACCCAUGACCUCAGGAAGAGGAACGCUGUAGGGGUCACGCCCUGGGGCGUAAUUGACAACCACAGUGACCUUAUAGGGAGAGAUGUGCUCAGGCCUUACCAGCCUCUGGGAAACCCCUUGAGUAAGAGGGUGUGUCUGAACGGCCUGCACUCCCACUUCCUGUUAGUGGACGAUGGAACUCUGGGAAAACAUGGCUGCCAGCUGGGACUGAGGAGGAAGCUGGAGAGACACAUUCAACUGCAGAAGAUCCACCCUAGGCUUAACCAGGGUGUGCCAGUGGUGUGUGUGGUGGUGGAGGGUGGCCCUGACAUUGUGUCCAUGGUGCUAGAGUACGUGAGCAGUGUGCCCCCCGUGCCUGUGUUUGUCUUCGAGGGAUCAGGUCGGGCGGCUGACUUGCUGGCAUUCUUACACAAACAGACUGCUAUGGACAGGGUGCUGGACACAGACAUCAAGGAGGACUUCCUGCUGAGGAUAGGGGGCAUGUUUGGUCUGGAGAGAGCAGACGCCAGCCAGCUCUACAACCUUCUGAUGGAGAGUAUGGACUACAGACAGUCUAUCACAAUCUUCGACUCUGAGGAUCAACAGGAGGCAGACUGCGCCAUUUUGACGGCCACACUGAAAGGCACCAAGGCGUCUCCUGCGGAGCAGCUCAGUACAGCUUUGGCGUGGGACCGAGCGGAUAUAGCUAAAAAACACAUCCUGGUGUAUGGCCAGCACUGGCAGGUAGGCUCGUUGGAGCAGGCCAUGCUGGAUGCUCUGGUCAUGGACCGGGUCGGCUUUGUCAAACUCCUGAUCGACAACGGUAUGACAAUGAACCGCUUCCUGACCGUGUCACGCCUGGAAGAACUCUAUAACACGCAGCAGGGACCAACAGACAAUUUCCUCCAUCACCUCGUGGAAGAUGUGAAACAGACCCAUAUAUCCAAAGGAUACAGAGUCUCCCUCAUAGACAUGGGGCAGGUGAUUGAGUACCUGAUAGGAGGAGCCUAUCGGAGCACAUACACACGGAAACACUUCCGGGCCUACUAUAACCGCCUACAUGCCCAUUGCAAGGAGACUGGACGGGAUAGUUCAGGACCCCUUAACAAAAAGAGGAGGGCAGACUGCACCCUCCACCCGCACCAAAGCACUGACAGCAGUCCAUCACGGCCACCCUUCUUCCGCACUGCUCAGCCCUAUAAACGCAAGGAAAGAUCCAUGGUGCUCAGGGACCUGAAGGUGGGCCAGCAGCAGAGCUCCGAGCUGGGCGAGUCUCCUCUGUUUGUUUACAGCUUCAAUGACCUGUUUGUGUGGGCCGUGCUGCAGAGGCGGCAGCAGAUGGCGCUGUUUCUGUGGCAGCACGGGGAGGAGGCCAUGGCCCGGGCUACAGUUGCCUGUAAGCUGUAUGGUGCCAUGGCCUACGAGUUUCGGCAGAGCAACAUGGAUGACACCACGGCGGAGCAGCUCAAAACCUACUCUAUGGACUUUGGUCAGCUGGCGGUGGAUGUGCUGGACCGUGCCUUCAGACAGAACGAGCGCAUGGCCAUGAAGCUGCUGACUUCGGAGAUGGAGGACUGGAGCCACUUCACCUGCCUGCAGAUGGCUGUGUCCUCCCGGCUCCGCCCCUUUGUCUCCCACUCCUGCACCCAGAUGCUGCUCACCGACCUGUGGACCGGCCGCCUCAACAUGAGGAAGAACUCCUGGUUCAAGAUCAUCCUGAGCAUCCUCAUGCCCCCUGCCAUCCUGCUAUUGGAGUUUAAGAGCCAGGCAGAGAUGUCCCAUGUGCCCCAGUCCCAGGAGGCUUUGCAGUUUGGUUGGGACACGGGAAGACCAGAGGCAGCCCAGGAGGAGGGGCAUACGGAUGGCCAGGAUGCGGAGAAGGGAUCAGCAUGGUGGGAGAGUUGCUCAGACCCCGAAGCUGACACAAUCACACCCGUUACCACCCAGUGUUUCUUCUGGACCAGGAGGCUGUACGAUUUCUACACCGCUCCUGUCGUCAAGUUCUGGUUCCACACGAUGUCCUACCUGGCCUUUCUCAUGCUGUUCUCCUACACUGUUCUGGUAAAGAUGGAGGACCGGCCCAGCACUCAGGAGUGGCUGGUCAUUGCCUAUAUUAUAUCCACCGCUGUGGAGAAAACAAGAGAGGUGUUCAUGUCGGAGCCGAGGAAUCCCAGUCAAAAGCUGAAGGUGUGGUUUGGAGAAUACUGGAAUGUGUCUGACUUCCUAGCUAUCCUCCUCUUCCUGGUGGGGCUGGUGCUACGUUGGGACAGCGGGUUCUACCGGACUGCCGGGCGGAUUACCUACUGUCUGGACAUCAUCUUCUGGUAUGUUCGGGUGCUGGACCUGCUGGCGGUCAACCAGCAUGCCGGAGCCUACCUCACCAUGAUCACCAAGAUGACCAGUAACAUGUUCUACAUUGUGGUGAUGAUGGCGAUCGUGCUGCUGAGUUUCGGCGUGUCCAGGAAAGCCAUCUUGUCUCCAGACGAAGCUCUAUCAUGGAGCCUGCUCAGAGAUGUGGUCAACCAGCCGUACUGGAUGAUUUUUGGAGAAGUGUACGCAGGGGAAAUAGACGCCUGUGCAGGUGACACGCCGUGUGUCCCCGGGGCCUUCCUCACCCCGUUCCUCCAGGCUGUCUACCUCUUCUUCCAGUACAUCAUCAUGGUCAACAUCCUUAUUGCCUUCUUCAACAAUGUCUACAUUGACAUGAAGUCCAUAUCCAAUAAGCUGUGGAAGUACAACCGCUACCGCUACAUUAUGACCUAUCAGGAGAAGCCGUGGUUGCCCCCGCCCCUCAUUAUCCUGAGUCACAUGAACCUGUGUGUGAACGCCAUUUACCGGAAACACAGAGGCUCGUCCGAGCAGGAGAGGGACUCCUGUGGGCUUAAGCUUUAUCUGGGCCAAGAGGACCUGAAGAGGCUGCAUGAGUUUGAGGAGAGGUGUUUGGUGUCGUAUUUCCAUGAGAAAAACCAAGAUGUUCUCUGCAGCCAGAUCAACAUGGUCCGAGCCACUGCAGAAAGGGCUGAGGAGAUGGUUGUGGUUAUGGGAGAGGUGUCGGACAGGGUCCACUUCAUCCAGGACACCCUGCAGGUGCUGGACAGCCAGCUGGGUCAGCUGCAGGACCUGUCCGCCCUGGCCGUGGACACCCUCACCCUCCUGUCGGCCUCCGACAGCCUGCAGCAGGAGGAGGCCCGCCUGGGCCGCUGUCGGCCAAUCACCCCCUCCCAUCACCAUGUCCCCCACAGCUGGACCCUCCCCCACGGAGGUGGAGGCAGUGUUGACAUCAUGCCCUGCCACACCCCCAGGGCCUACCGCAGCACCCCACCCUCCCUGCUGUGGGGCCACACCUCCUCCCGCAGCCAACGCCCGUCACUGGAGUGGCACACGGGGGCCUGGGGGGGCGGCAACCAUGGAGGGCGGGGGGCUGGCGAGACGGAGGAUGAGGAGGUACAUGGUGUCAUGGUGCAUCACAGUGGCGAAGUCUGGCCAGUGGGUUACCGCUUCGCCCCCCAUGGCUUCCUCCCUCACCUGGGCGGUGCAGGGCUCAGGGACAGGACCCCCUGUGAGUCGUGCGUGCCUUCCCGCUGUGGCUCUCCCCCGUACCCUUCGGCCUGGGCUAUAGACAGUUCUCUGGAACCCCCACACGGCAAACCCAGGGUCUGCUGCGACCCUGAGAUGUCCAUGGAAGAGGAACGGGAGGAGGUUGGGCAGCCCUUUGAUGUGAAUGUGUCCAGGACCUCUAGUCAUGCCUUUCUGUUGUCGGACCCACAGGAUGAGAGAGGCUGUGGUUCCAGGGGUUUGGUGAACCCCGCCUUCUGUAAGGACGAUGACCCUGGGGCAGCUCGCUCCAGACGGGGCCAGUGGGGCAGGAAGCGUCCUCACCGGUGGGUGGGUCUGUCCAGGGACCGGCCCUACAGUCACAGCCGCUCUCUCUCCUCUAGCAUGGAGAACAUGGCUCUCUCUGGUGUCCCCCUGAGCCCGCUACGAGCCUCCUUCCCCGCCCUCGAUUGCCUGUCAGAGGGGGGAAGCUUCACAGCUGACAGACCCCUUGGCUGCAGUAAAAGCAGAGAGUGGUCCGAAUGGUUUGACCUGGCAGUGACCUCAGGGAGCAGAGAGAGGUGUCAGGGCAGGAAGACAGUCAAGAUCCUGGAGGAGAGUUCUUCAGACACUGUGAAAGAGGUGGACUCAUACCUCUCUGACGUGUGCAGGAAGAGGAGGCGCAGGGGAGGAGAGCCUGUGUGCUGGUCUGCCUCUGCCAGCCUAAACCCGCUCAAUUCUGAACCCAUGGAUUCGUUGCAGAAAGUAUCUUUUUCACGUCAGGACUCCAGUCAGUCCGUGUGGACCAGCUGGGCCUGCUCUGUCAGCUGCAGGUCCUCAGUGCGGAGUGGGAUCGCACCUGAAGCAAAGUCCUCUACAUUUCAAUCCACAGAAGACCUGGACCCACACUACUCAGCCAUGGAAAGGAACAACCUGAUGAGGCUUGCUCACACCAUACCUUUCACACCUGUCUCCAUAAUGGCGGGAGAGGAGGUGAGUGUCUACUCCCUGGAAGAGGUGGAAGCUGCAGGCCCGGAGUUCUCCGUAUCCUCCUGGUCAUCGCGGGGGCUGUCUGCGUUGCUGCAGCCACUGUCCAGCGAGGGCUGUCUGGAUGGUGGGCUGCGCAGGGCCACGCGUGUACUUUGCACCUGGGCCGAGAGGGACGUCCUGAGGGUGGGCUGCGUGUAUGUGGUCAAAGCCACCAGGCCCGAGGUGGUCCGCACCUGGCAGAGGGUCUUCCACAGCGACACCCCCCUCCAGCUCUGUCUGCGGGAGAUACAGCAACAGAGAGCUGCUCAGAAUCUCAUGCAUGUGUUCAAUCAAGUAAAACCAGAAAACAUGCCUCAUUCUCCCAGGUUCCUGGACGUGUCUCUUCUUCACUGGCACUCAGACGGCCAGUGGUUGACCAUAGAGAGGAACAUGACCGGAGACUUCAGGAAGUACAAUAAUAACACAGGAGAAGAGAUCGCCCCCUGCUGUGGGAUGGAGGAAGCGCUCCUGGCCUUCUCCCACUGGACCUACCAAUACUCCUGCAGGGAACUGCUGGUGCUGGACGUACAGGGAGUGGGAUCGGAGCUUACAGACCCAUCGGUCAUCCGACCAGACGACAAAAGCUCAUGCGGUGACAUGGUGUUUGGUCCUACUAACCUGGGAGACGCUGCCAUCCAGAGCUUUGUCAUCAAGCACACCUGCAACUCCUGCUGCGAGAACCUCGGACUCUCAGAUUUGAGGAGGAGCACGGACAGCCACGAGAAAACAGAACACAGAUCUUUUGAAAAGGAGAGUGGAUUGAUCAUGACUAGGAUGUAACAUCUGACCCAGAAGCAGAAGUACGCCAUCCUAACCUCUGGUUCAGGUGGGAAGUUUCCCUUAAAGCAUAGACACUGAUUUAAUGUCAGUUUUAUGUUUUCCUGACCAAAUGGUUAUGGUUAGGAUAUGGGGAAGCUAAGCGGAUCCAGAGGUGUGCUUAAGGGCAACUUCUACCAGGAAUUAAAGCACUCACUUGGGGGUUUGAAGGGAUAAUGUACAUUAUGUAGCUUUAUGUGGACUACCUCUUGUGUUAGAUGGCUGGUAGGGCUUUGGUUGUAACAGCGGUUUACAUUGCACUAGUCUCAGCAGCAAGCCAGAUGCCGUAGUCUUGCAUUCAUUCCACCUAUGGAGUCUGUUGUACCACAGGUAACCUAUUAAUUUUACAUUUAACAUUUUAGUCAUUUAGCAGACGCUCUUAUCCAGAGCGACUUACAGUUAGUGAGUGCAUACAUUU